Messenger RNA from Fopius arisanus, 1872 nucleotides. RefSeq lists its product as uncharacterized. NCBI's taxonomy places the organism in Eukaryota, Metazoa, Arthropoda, Insecta, Hymenoptera, Braconidae. The transcript has 3 exons. The coding region runs from base 412 to 756 and encodes 114 amino acids. The record is from RefSeq and is a predicted model, not a curated record.
GAGUCAAAAUUCACGGUUUUGUAACAGACGGGGCCAGUACUAACAGAAGAUUCUGGUCUGAAGUUGGAGUUUCAGGAAUGAAAAAUGAGCGGCAAAACUCCUUUCAACAUCCCCUUGAGAUGAGUAGGCGUAUCUAUGGCUUUUCAGACACGCCACAUCUGAUAAAAAAGAUACGUAAUCGUUCAUAUAACAAGGGAAUUCUUCCGGUAUGCUAUACAAAUAAUUUUCUAGACUGUAAGGAAUUAUCUUUCACAUUCUUUUUUUCUUAAGGUUGAUCCCGAGAAACCAUUGGUCAAGUGGGAACAUUUCCGCGUUCCUCAUAAAGCUGACAGAGAGCCCUGCGGCCUAGGCCAAAAGCUUGUAUAUCCUCGACUUACGGCUAAUCAUUUAGAUCUAAAUAAUAGUUCUAAAAUGAGAGUUGGCUUGGCAGUGCAGGUUUUCAGUAAUUCUGUUGCCCACGGAAUGGAAGUGUACAAGAGAAAAGUUGAGGAAUUGAAAGACUCCGAAAGCACUGUCGACUUCUGUUGUUGGAUUAACAGGACAUUUGAUGCACUGAAUAGAACUGAGGAUUUGAGCGGUGUGACUUUAGAUAGCCUGGAUUGUAAGAUAAUUCAGAACAGUCUCAAACGCUUAGAUGAUUGGGGGCACUUGUUGAAUCUGGAAAAAUAUCCCCAAUGGUUUUCUUACAAAACCAACUGCAGAGGGAUUACGAGUUACUCUUCACUUCACCUUGGAUUUAAUCGAGUUUCUAAUUAAAAAGGAUGGAUUUCCACAUGUGCUUACUGGAAGAAUGAACCAAGAUCCUCUGGAGAUUUGUUUUAAUUUACUCGAACUCAGUUUUCUUUUUCUUGCUCGUGAAUGGAGUUCAUUUACUUAAUGUGGCUUUGAACCACAAAACCACUAUUUGUCCAUUUUCAGAAUGGACAAGGCUGAAUGAAACAACAAUUUGAUCUAUUCUUCAUUGAGAAAGCUCGUGCCCAAGACUGGACGCAGAAAUUAUGCAUCUUUUAUUCUUCUACAACAGGGUCAUAGUUAUCUCAUUUCAGCCUUGCAGCACUGAUUCACAUAUUUAUUCUUGAGUUGUACUGAUUUUUUGCAUGUUCUUUUCAUUUUUUCCUAUUUCCUAACUAUAAAAAUUCUUUGGUGCGGUUCGUCAAGCUGGUGGAAAUAAUGAUCACCCAUCGACACCUAACUUUCUCCAGAUCCAUAAAAUAUUGUUCUCUUACAGUAUGUUGAAACCUCCUCCUCGAACAGGGAACUGUAUUGUAAUGAGACACGAUUUUGCAGAACCUCUCAUUACCCUUGCUGAGCUCAAAGUGAUUUAUAAAAAUCCAAGUGAUGAUAAAUCUAAUGCUAUUAAAGCGAAACUUAACGAAAUUGUUUUGCAUGAGGACUGGGAUUUCGAACAAAUUUUUGACCACGAUUACAGCCAACCUGAAAUUACAAAUUGCAUGUCGUAUUUUAUCACAGCUGACACAAUCAAAUGUGUAAUGAAUACUGUGACAUGUAUGAUUUGUAAGAAAGCUUUAUUACACCUUGAAAAAUAUCCGAUCCGCCCCGAAGCUCAUUUUUCUGAAGUACUAAUGAGGGGUCCUUUAAUUCAUCCUAAUAUUAAUUUAUAUUGCUUCGUUCUUUUCCUGCAAGAGAAAUUUGCCAGGCACUGUGAGUCAGCACAUUUAUAUGAGGAUAUGCUUAAUGAGAUUAUUAAUUAUCCCAACCUCUGUUUCCCCUGUGAAGAGCAUGGCACCGAAAUUAUUUAUCAAAUUAUCACUCGUUUCAUGACAACACGCAUGCAGGAUUUUUGUAAUCGUUUCAAUGCAGAGCAAAAGAAACUCUACCAAGAAAGAAAAAAGAUUGCAAAAUUUUCGAAAA